Messenger RNA from Exserohilum turcica Et28A, 684 nucleotides. Its product is annotated as glycoside hydrolase family 45 protein. Gene Ontology annotation, biological process: carbohydrate metabolic process. Gene Ontology annotation, molecular function: cellulase activity. NCBI's taxonomy places the organism in Eukaryota, Fungi, Ascomycota, Dothideomycetes, Pleosporales, Pleosporaceae. The coding region runs from base 1 to 684 and encodes 227 amino acids. The transcript is spliced from 2 exons. The record is from RefSeq and is a predicted model, not a curated record.
AUGGUAUCUUUCAAACACCUCGCCCUCUUCGCUCUGACGACUGGCUUCGCCACUGUCGAAGCCCAGUCUACAGGAAAGACAACCCGCUACUGGGACUGUUGCAAAGGCUCUUGUGGAUGGUCUGGUAAGGCAAACGUGAACCAGCCUAUCAGGACGUGUGACAAGAGCGACAAUCCCAUUGCCGACCUGGCUGCCAAGAACGGAUGCGAGAGCGGUGGCACAGCGUACAUGUGCACCGACCAAUCCCCAUGGGCCGUCAACGACAACCUCGCGUAUGGCUUUGCUGCCGUGAAGCUGGCCGGAAAGACUGAGAGGGACUGGUGCUGUGCUUGUUACGAGUUGACCUUUACAUCCGGCCCCGUGUCUGGCAAGAAGAUGGUUGUGCAGACCACCAACACGGGCGGCGACCUUGGGGACAACCACUUUGACCUUGCCAUGCCCGGUGGCGGUGUGGGCAUCUUCAACGGAUGCACGUCACAGUUUGGUGCACCAUCUAGCGGCUGGGGCCAACAAUACGGCGGCAUCUCGUCGCGUUCCGAGUGCGCAAACUUCCCCGAGAAGCUCAAGGCUGGGUGCUACUGGAGAUUUGACUGGUUCAAGAACGCAGACAACCCGAGCGUGAGCUUCAAGGAGGUUACCUGCCCCGGCGAACUGACAUCCAAGACUGGCUGCAUCCGGAAGUAG